Diversispora eburnea is the source of this 360-nucleotide messenger RNA. NCBI's taxonomy places the organism in Eukaryota, Fungi, Glomeromycota, Glomeromycetes, Diversisporales, Diversisporaceae. The record is from the annotation of a GenBank genome assembly.
AUGCCAACAUCAGAGAAUGAUUUACAUUACAUGAGAAUUGCACUUGAACAAGCUAAACUUUCUGAGCCAAUUACAUCGGCGUAUUGCGUUGGUGCGGUCAUAGUCAAAAAUGACACAAUUCUUGCAACAGGGUAUUCAAGAGAAUUACCAGGAAAUACUCAUGCUGAAGAAUGUAAAAAAUGUUGUGUUGAUAGAAUUAAAGAAAUUGGAAUACCUAGGGUGGUGAUAGGUUGUGGGGAACCCGAUAAAUUUGUUAAAUGUUAUGGAAUUGAAAAUUUGAAAGAAUUUGGAAUUGAAGUAGUUUUGGUAAAAGAAUUGGAAGAAGAAUGUUUAAAAUGUAACAAACAUCUUGGUAUUUAA